CCAAUAAAAUGACAAUAAUAUAUAUAUAAAUUGUCAGUGUCAAAAUCGCACAUGUUCACUGUGAAAACAUACAUUCACUCAAUCAGUUUGUUAUUGUUGAAUUAAUCUUCUGAAUUGAAAAAUGCCACAAGGAAAGUUUAAGCUAAAGACCAAGGUACCGAAUCAAAAGCAAAAGCAAAAGGGCAAAGCAUUCACAAGGCGACCAAAUGCUCCGAUUCAACCAAAGAAGCAGCAAUUUACUGAACAACAGAAACUCAAGCAGAUGGUAUCAAAAAAUGUGAAUCGCGUUGUCGAAGAUGAAAUUCGGGGCCGUGCCAAAGAAGGGCACAUUAAUCUCAGUAAAGCACAACAGGCUGUGGCCAAACAACAAAAGGAAAAAACAAAUACCAUCGAGGCCACAACCAGCAAAUAAUUAUUUAAAGUAAAUAAUUCAAAGAAAUAAAUUGUAAUGUGAAUCCCAUUCACUCCAAUUAAAUAUCAAUAAGAAAAUUAUGGCAAAGACAAUUCCAAAUGUUGAAAAAUGAA
Molecule: messenger RNA, 525 nt
Organism: Contarinia nasturtii (swede midge)
Lineage: Eukaryota; Metazoa; Arthropoda; Insecta; Diptera; Cecidomyiidae
Exons: 3
Coding region: 122-412 (96 amino acids)
Source: RefSeq, a predicted model, not a curated record